AUGAUUGCAGAACUACAAGAACAAGCAACACUUAUCAAGUUUAUUUUAGAAAGAAAGAAACAAAAUUAUAGAGCAAAGUUCUGUAUAAAUAGCUCCAACAAGUUCCAGCAGACAAAUAAAAAGAAUAAGAACUGGGUGAAGACUAGAGUCAUAAAGCUCAUGCAAGACCCAGAUGAAACAUUAAAAAGACAAGGUGGUAACUUAAUAAAAAAGACAAGCAGAUGCAAGCAAGCUGCACUAUUGAACUGA
Messenger RNA from Coccidioides immitis RS, 249 nucleotides. RefSeq lists its product as uncharacterized. The coding region runs from base 1 to 249 and encodes 82 amino acids. NCBI's taxonomy places the organism in Eukaryota, Fungi, Ascomycota, Eurotiomycetes, Onygenales, Onygenaceae. The record is from RefSeq and is a predicted model, not a curated record. The transcript has 3 exons.